This is a messenger RNA of Leucoraja erinaceus (little skate), 1922 nucleotides long. It is a transcript of the gene mlst8, whose product is annotated as MTOR associated protein, LST8 homolog (S. cerevisiae). Gene Ontology annotation, cellular component: TORC2 complex; TORC1 complex. The coding region runs from base 167 to 1147 and encodes 326 amino acids. Lineage: Eukaryota; Metazoa; Chordata; Chondrichthyes; Rajiformes; Rajidae. The transcript has 9 exons. Gene Ontology annotation, biological process: regulation of actin cytoskeleton organization; TOR signaling. Gene Ontology annotation, molecular function: protein binding. The record is from RefSeq and is a predicted model, not a curated record.
CAGCAGGGUCGAGGUGCAGAGGAGGCGGAACUGGUCGCUGGUUGCCAGCCGCGGCGGCAGGUUUAGUGGCAGGGACCGGCGGAGCGCUCGAAGGACGGACCUGCGCCGAACAGCGCCGAGAGGAUAACAGAAGAGAAGGUGUGAUUUUUCAACAAAGACCGACACCAUGAACACCAGUCCAGGCACCGUGGGCAGUGACCCUGUCAUCUUGGCCACUGCUGGUUAUGAUCACACUGUUCGCUUCUGGCAGGCACACAGUGGAAUCUGCACCCGGACUGUGCAGCAUCAGGACUCACAGGUGAAUGCUUUGGAAAUCACUCCGGACCGCAGUAUGAUUGCUGCAGCAGGAUAUCAGCACAUCCGAAUGUAUGACUUGAAUUCCAACAACCCAAAUCCAGUUAUCAACUAUGAUGGCGUCAGUAAAAACAUCACCUCGGUUGGUUUCCACGAAGACGGGCGCUGGAUGUACACUGGUGGCGAGGACUGCAUGGCCCGAAUUUGGGACCUCAGGUCACGUAACCUGCAGUGCCAGAGAAUCUUCCAGGUCAAUGCACCUAUCAAUUGUGUCUGCUUGCAUCCUAAUCAGGCAGAGCUAAUUGUUGGUGAUCAGAGUGGAGCCAUUCACAUCUGGGAUCUUAAAACGGACCACAAUGAGCAGCUGAUUCCUGAGCCAGACGUAUCAGUUAAUGCCGUUCACAUUGAUCCAGACGCAAGCUACAUGGCAGCAGUCAAUAGUUCGGGUAAUUGCUAUGUGUGGAAUCUGACGGGAGGCAUAGGUGAUGAUGUUACUCAACUCAUUCCCAAGACAAAAAUCCCAGCUCACAAACGCUAUGCACUUCGUUGUAAGUUCAGCCCCGAUUCCACACUUCUUGCCACGUGCUCGGCUGACCAGACCUGUAAAAUAUGGAGGACGUCCAACUUCUCCCUCAUGACUGAGCUUAGCAUCAAGAGCAAUAACCCUGGAGAGACAUCGCGAGGCUGGAUGUGGGACUGUGCGUUUUCUGGGGAUUCGCAAUAUAUUGUCACAGCCUCUUCAGAUAACCUUGCCCGGUUGUGGUGUGUGGAGACUGGUGAAAUUAAACGGGAGUACAGUGGGCAUCAGAAAGCAGUUGUUUGCCUGGCCUUCAAUGACAGUGUACUGGGAUGAAUAUCUCCAAAGGAGCCUGGCCCUUCCCUUACCCUCUUCCUCUCCUUUCCUACACCAAGCACAUGAAUUGGAAUCCUGGCAGGUUGCUUUCAUGAAUCGCUAUGAAAACGUUGAUCCAAGUUGCUGCAGUCUGGGACCUCUCUGUGUAUUCUAUCACUGGACUUGACUUUUGCCACUUGAGCUAUGAGAUGGUAACUAAUGCUACAGUUACUGUGCCUCGGCUCUCACACCAGGAUUUCAAGCAGCAGAAUGCUGGUGAGUGAAAUGUUCGUGCUGUUCUUUUGAACAGUGAAAAAAACAUCAGGUGGCAUACCUAAACUUGAACAAUCUGAAGAGCAUUAUAAGUUUUGUGGCAUUGAAGGGAAUUAUUCAUGAGAGCAGGUCCUUUACAUUUAGUGAGGAUGAGAAUAAUUUGAGGAAUGAGUUCAGGAUUUCUGGUGCAAUAUAUUGAACACACACUAACAUUCUCUUAACUUGUGCACCAAUAACAUAUGCUAAGGAUAUCUUGUGCAGCAUGAAGAAUGUCUCAUGUAAAGCUAUGGUAUGUAACUUUUGUAUGGGUUAAAGAUUAUGCAUCGUUACAGUUUAUUGUUUCUGAUAACACUUUUCCAUAUUUUCUUGGUAAUUAAUUCGAAAAGAUUAGCAGUAGCAGUAGGUCUACUACGAGAGCUGGUGUGUUUUCACUGCUCUUUAAUAUCUAAUGUUAAGAAACAAUGCAGUUGGUGAAUGCUGAAUAGCAUCUAAUGCUGUGUGCAAUCAUUAAAACUGCAAUGAA